AUGAUUUGUUGUAAAGCGCUUAAGGUUCUCGGUUUUAUAAUGAGGAUAGCUUCUGACUUUAAACUUAAAUUAGUAAUAAAAACACUAUUUUGUACGUUUGUUCGUCCUAUUUUAGAGUAUGGUGUUAUCAUCUGUAAUCCACAUAGCCAACGACGCUUAUUUGGUUAAAAGAGUACAACGUAAGUCAUUGCGGUUUGCUGGUAUUGUAUAAGAUAUUCCUCAUCCCCAACAUGAAUACUCACCUAUUGCCGAAUACCUUAAUCUUCUCUCACUUGCUGAUCGCCGAAAGGCCCUAGAAGCGGUAUUGGAUGAUAUUUUGGACCGAGUUGCAUGCCGCAAUGUUUGGUUGGCCGGCGUUUCUAAGGCAACAAAAUUAGCAUGCAAGUCAUUUAAUGGUCAGUAACGGCGUUUAGGUCUUUUCAUUUCAAAAAGGACUCUGAUUCUUCAACAACGUUCUUAUAUCGUAUAGAUGAAAUUAUGUAUAACAAGUAUCUGUCAAGCGUCGAAAAAAUAGAUGGGUACUUGACCUAAUUCUAGAUGAUUACUCAUCAAUAUAUUGUGGUCAUCGGUCUAUUGGUGACCAUGAUGCUUUGUAAGAUCGCCGUCAGUAACUAUCCAGUAUUCGAAGGUGCCACUGAGCUCAGGGAAUUGCUGAUUCCAUCCGGAGUGCACAUUGGGUCAUUAAUUUACCGGUUAAGAGCUUCCGAUCACGACAAAAACUAUCCAUUAUAUUUUCAAGCCACCGAUUUUGGCAGUUACGUAGUUAGAAUAGAAAACCUUCCAUGCCCAUCAAAUACCACAUCAAGUUGUCAGGCUGACAUGUAUUUAGAUCGAGUACUUAUUCCGGGGCAAACUUUUCAGUUUCGAAUUACAGUUCGAGAUACAAGAGGAGAUACCACUACAGUACCAGUGACACUGAUAGCUACGGAAGCACGAAAUGAUAUUGAUACAAUAUUCCCUCAUAUUCCUGCCAUAAUAAUCGUGCCAGAAGAUAUCAAGGUCGGAUCUGAACUAGAGUACGUGAUAGUUCGAAAGAAUAUAGAAGUACGAAAAUCAGCUGGGCUUGAAUUGAGAGGUACUACUGCGUUGACCAUGGCGAAACUUCGCAUGAAUAAGGAUACGACUACCGGCACGAUAUCUGUUGUUCAGCCUCUUGACUUUGAAACUAGAAACAUGUAUAGGCUACAAGUAGUAGCGCUCGAUAUGUAUGUGGAUCCAAACAAAGAUUCUAGAAACGCUGCUGCGUUCGAGGUCAUAGUGGUUGUGGAAGAUGUACAAGACACGCCGCCGAUAUUUGUACGACUGGAAACAAUAGUGUAUCUGCAUAACAACAUGUCCGUUGGAGACGUGGUUACCAAAGUAGAAGCUAUCGAUGGGGAUAAAGGAAAACCUAGAAAGAUAAAAUACGGAUUAGUAUCUGAAAAUCGGCCUUUCACAGUAUUAUUUGAAAUUGGCUUAUUUUCUGGUGAAAUCAAAUUAAAAAGACCAAUGUCAGAAUUGAUCGCUAUUUCCAAAGCAAUGCAACCGGCGAUAUUGACUGUGAUUGCAGAUGAAGAAGUUUCUGGGAUCGCUGAUGAAAAGCCUGCAAUGUCCACGGAAGUAGACAUUGCUUUGAUACUAGAUAACAUUGUCGAUAGUCCACCAUAUUUCCACAAUUCAAAUUAUGUUUGCCAUUUAAAUGAGAACAGUGCCCAGGGCACUGUGUUGGCGUUUGGAGACGGAUACGUGACGCAAGUACAUGACGAUAAUACGGGCAAAGAUUCGGUGUACGCUCUGACUUUGGAAAACAAUAACGGCACGUUUGAAGUCUCACCCGGAGUGAUUGACAGACGCGGACGAUUCACUAUUGUGGUGCGCAACAACAGGUUGCUGGAUUUUGAGAGUCGACAGUCCGUCUAUUUCGAGGUGGUAGCGACCGAGUUAUCUGCUGUAUCCGGAAACUCAAAAAAAACCAGAGCCCCCGUAGUGGUUUAUCUCAAUGAUAUUAAUGAUAAUCCUCCUCGUUUUACUAGUCCCUUAUAUACACUACAACUGCCCGAAAAUGCUACUGCAGGUUCACGAAUCACUACUGUCGAAGCCGUAGAUCCCGACACUGGUACAUCGGGCAGUGUUAGAUACACUGCAAUAUUGGGGUUUCAAAAUUCGUCGUUGAUACUCGACCCUCAAGUGGGUACUAUUGUUUUAUCAAAUGAUAAUCAUGGAUUUGAUCGAGAAAAAUCAGCAGAGUAUAGAAUGGCUGUUGAAGCUAGAGAUAUGGAUGGUAAUGGAUUAGUAACGACUGUACCACUUAUUAUUCAAAUAUUAGAUAUCAAUGAUGAAACCCCAACGUUUCAAAACAUUCCUAUUCAAUUCGUUUUAACUCAAGACAUGCGCAACUUUACAGAAAAAGCUUUUAUUAGGGCAAUCGAUAAAGAUGCAGAAGCUCCAAACAAUAUUGUUCGUUAUGAAAUUAUUAACGGUAACUACAACAAUCGCUUCAUCCUGAAUUCAGAAACCGGUGAACUAUCUAUAUCUGAUAUUUUGUACGAUACUAGCAGAACUAGAAGGGAAUCGAUAAACACCGUGUUUGUUGUGCUUACAGUUCGUGCUUAUGAUUUGGGUAUUCCGAAUAGAUGGACUACUACUCAGGUAAGAAUUUAUCCACCAUCUUCUGGAGUCAGGCAGAUGUCAUUUUUAGUGCCUUCUUCUAUGGAUUUGGCGACCGUUCAUAUUUUAUUAGAACAACUAACUGGAGGAAAAAUAACCAUAAAUUCUAUUAAGCCAUACUAUGGAUACUUUUCCCAAGAUUCUAAAACUGACAAAAAUAUUGUGGUUGCUACUGUCGUUUACAACACUAACACUGUUAUUGAUACUGAUGAAUUUCGAAGAUAUUUUUAUAAUUACCAUGAAGAUACUAAACAAAAAGCAGUUCACAAUAGCUAUAAAGACUUAUCAUUUUGGUUGAAUUUAUUAUUAUUAAUAGCAAUUUUACUAGCGGCAUUGUCAUUAUUAUGUUGCUGUUGUUACCAGCAAUAUUUUCGGCUUAUACAAAAAAAAAAAUUUGACCAAGAAUUUCUUGCCGAAAACAAAGGUACACAAGUGUCUAAUCCUAGUAUUCAGCCAAACGACACUCAGAAAAAUAUGAUAUAUAUUUUGAGCGAAAAACGUGAUUCACCUUUUCGAUUAGCUAAAAAAACAAAAACGGUCAUACCACAUAAUAAAGUUAAAAAAAGAUUAAGCGAUGAAUCUCUUCUUCUCGAAGACGUCGAAGGUAAUGAGUAUCGUAUAUUAGAUAAACAGAAAUCUUGGUCAGAUGAAACAGUUACGACAAGACAAGAAAUGUUUUUCAAACAAGGAAAUGCUGAAAUUCUUCGUAUCAUGUCCAAUGAUUCACUGGAAGUUAUGGAUUCGGCAUCAAAUUUGGGUGCGGUUAAUGUACACGACGAAGCUGCUGGUAAAAAAGUGAUAAUGAACAAAUUUUUGAGUAGUCAACCAGAAAUCAUCGAAGAAGAUCGAAGAGAAAACGUAUCAAUACAAAAACAACAACACGUGGAAGAAAAAAAGAAAGACGAUCUUGAAGAAGAACAAAAAAAAAUGAUGGCAUUUCAAAGGGAUGUUUUACUUACCAGAUUUCUGGCUGAAGAACAACAAAAGUUCAUGACAAAAUUAGAGACUAGAAGCCUGCCUGGUGCUGAUAUUGCGACUCAAACAGAAGUACAUACUGCUACACAAACAAUAAAUUCGUGUUUAAAGAGUAGAAGUAGAUGUCGAAAUAACGGACAGACGGAUUGCACAUGUUCUAAGUCUGCUCAAUAUCCAAGAAGAUCUUCGAGUAUGCCACAUAGGAAAUUUAUUAGUCCGAUUAUAGAGGAAACAGGGAGUGGGUCAGGUACUAGUUUGCAAUCUUUGCAAAUACCAAGCGCUGGAGAGCAUCAUCAUGAAAAACGCAAGUCUAGGUCUUAUUGUAGUCUUAGAGAUUUAGAGCUGGACAAACAAUUACAAUACAUGACACCAUCAUUAAGGUCUAGAGCAAUUGCCCGGAGAAGAUUAUCUACAUCUUUACCACCCGGUGGUGUAAGGUUACCUAGAACAAUGCAAAUGUUGGAAAAGAAAAGUGUCUUUUCUAUAGCUUAUGGAGAUGUGGCAACGCAAAAGAUCAACUGUAGUGCUGAUUCUUCAAACAACUGGGAUUAAUAUUAAAUACAUUUUAACAUUUUGUCACUCUAGGUUUCAGUUUUGAAAAAACAAUGUCGCUCAAUCAUAAACUUUUAUUACCAAAAUAAUGUAUAUAAAUAUUACCAACAGCUUUUUUUUAAUAAAAUACUUUUUGUUUUUGUUAUUGUGUAAGUUCUACAAAGUUACUGUUACUUUUAAAACUACAGUAUUAUAUCAAUGUGAUACAAUUAUUUAUAUUGUUUCUA
Daktulosphaira vitifoliae (grape phylloxera) is the source of this 4400-nucleotide messenger RNA. RefSeq names its product cadherin-86C (gene Cad86C). Lineage: Eukaryota; Metazoa; Arthropoda; Insecta; Hemiptera; Phylloxeridae. Gene Ontology annotation, cellular component: catenin complex; plasma membrane. Bases 538 to 4173 code for a protein of 1211 amino acids. The record is from RefSeq and is a predicted model, not a curated record. Gene Ontology annotation, biological process: homophilic cell-cell adhesion. The transcript is spliced from 19 exons. Gene Ontology annotation, molecular function: calcium ion binding; cadherin binding.